GCUGGACACAGGCGGUCAGUGGCUGGUGGAGGUGCGACACGGGAGGACCGAAGGAUCAGAGUCUCCAAAGGUGGACAGUGUGACCGGAUCUUCAGAGGCGGAUAGUGGGUCCGGUGUCUCCAGCAGGCGGACCAAGGAGGACUGAGGGACUACGACCGAGGACUCGACUCUCCAGUGGACAGACCGGUGAGGACCGAGUGACCUGAGCCUCCGUGGGAGGGACCCAGGUGGACCAAGGGACCUCACUCGCCAGUGGACGAAGUGAGGAGCCAGACUCGACAGUGCCAACAGUGACUAGCCCAAGACUGCAGGAGGAAAACUGUUCUGACUGAAGUAGCCAGGCUGUCCAGACUGCACCAGACAGACCAGUCUGUGGCAGACUCAGACACUGAUCAGCACACGGUGGCUAUAAGAGACAGCGAGGCUCCAAUCUGCAGAAGUGCUGCUGCUACGGACUUCAUUGAGAUUCGGCUUGCCAAGUGUCUUAUCCAGCAUCUCAGUGAUCGCCUGGCAAAUAUCCCACAAUGGCAGUCACCGACCGGAGGCGAGCUUUUCUCCAGCUUCUGCUGCUCCUGCUGCUGCUGGCGACGCUACUGCCAUCUACCGACGCCCUGUUCAACUUCGGCGUCGACCUGUACCCUGACUUCAAAGGCCCGGCGCCGUUCAAAGGAGGACCCCUGUUGACGCCGCUGGCGCUGACAAUCUUCGCCUGCGCAGUUCUCGCUGGUCAGUACGGUUUUCUUCCGAUACGAAUUUCGGACGCUGUCGCGGCACUGCGUCGGUAUCGACAGAGGACGCGGCUUAGACGACUGAGGCGACAUCUGUAUCCGGAGGAGCCCCUAGACAUCACCAUACGAGCACUGCAGCUCCUGGACGAGGCCAUUCAGCUGUACAGCAGGACUCCGUACAACAGACAACUCCGUUCGACACGGGAGUGAGCCGCUAAUGUAGGCGGCGGGUUUAUUGUUUGCUAGUGUGUGAAAGAUCGGGUAUUGCGCGCCCGGUCCAGGCCCAGCUGCUCUAGGGGUUACUGGAUCAUAACGGCGCGUUGCAUGUAUUGAU
Molecule: messenger RNA, 1062 nt
Organism: Amphibalanus amphitrite
Lineage: Eukaryota; Metazoa; Arthropoda; Thecostraca; Balanomorpha; Balanidae
Exons: 3
Coding region: 525-938 (137 amino acids)
Source: RefSeq, a predicted model, not a curated record